ACAAGUCAAACAGGAUAAAGAGCAGUGUCUCAUUUUCCCUUACUCUUUCCUAGAGUUGACACUCUCCGUCUCCUUCCACAGCUACGCCGGUUCCUUCAUCCUCAAAUCCUCCUCUUUCCGACGUCGUUUUCGCCUCUCUUUGUAGCCAAGUACCCUGGCUAUUGGGAGGGAACAUAUUUAGCUGUUAUUUGAGGUGUUUGCUGCCAUGGCUGGUGAAGAUUCAAAUAAAGGAAAAAAGAAAGAAGUCAAGAAAGAGACAGGUCUUGGUCUCUCUUCCAAGAAAGAUGAGAACUUCGGGGAGUGGUAUUCUGAGGUGGUUGUUUGUGGUGAAAUGAUUGAGUAUUAUGAUAUUUCUGGCUGCUAUAUCUUACGGCCAUGGGCAAUGUCCAUCUGGGAGAUAUUGCAAGCCUUUUUUGAUGCUGAAAUUAAGAAGAAGAAGAUAAAGAACUCCUACUUCCCUCUUUUUGUGUCCCCUGGUGUUCUACAAAAGGAAAAGGACCACAUAGAAGGAUUUGCUCCUGAGGUGAGGUUGCUUGGGUUACAAAAACUGGAGAAUCUGAUCUGGAAGUCCCCAUUGCGAUUCGACCAACAAGUGAAACAGUGAUGUAUCCUUAUUUCUCUAAGUGGAUAAGGGGACACCGUGACUUGCCCUUGAGACUUAACCAGUGGUGCAACGUUGUGCGGUGGGAGUUUAGCAACCCAACCCCCUUC
This is a messenger RNA of Nicotiana tabacum (common tobacco), 711 nucleotides long. The record is from RefSeq and is a predicted model, not a curated record. Lineage: Eukaryota; Viridiplantae; Streptophyta; Magnoliopsida; Solanales; Solanaceae.